Laetiporus sulphureus 93-53 is the source of this 520-nucleotide messenger RNA. RefSeq lists its product as uncharacterized. Lineage: Eukaryota; Fungi; Basidiomycota; Agaricomycetes; Polyporales; Laetiporaceae. The coding region runs from base 206 to 391 and encodes 61 amino acids. The transcript is spliced from 2 exons. The record is from RefSeq and is a predicted model, not a curated record.
CAUAAUUUGACCAUAAUGGCUGCAAGUGCUGUCCGGAGCUUAUACUAAACUUAACUUGAAUCAAAUCCAUGUCACAUCGCCUCGACGAUCCUUGAGUCGAUUUCUUGCCUAUGGCAGGUACAGAAAAGGCCUCUCGCAAAGCAAGGGCCUACCGAACGCCUACCUGCGGGCAUUCCCCAUACCGUUCAACUAAUUUACGCACAGCAUGACGCUUCAAGCUGAAAGGCUCUCUUCUGCCACACCUCUGCCCACAGAAACUCGAGAGAAAAUAGAUAUUCACAUGCACGGACAUCGUGUUAGAGCAUCUAAGCGCGGCCUAAAGAGUCGGGGUAUCAAAAUGUGUGCUGCACAUAGCGAUUUGAAGACGGCGAGAGACACUGCACAUGUCUGACUACAUACGACAAAGUAUGACAUAAAUAGAAAAGAGGAUCCGCGCGUAGUACAUACAGUAUGAGCGGCAUUUGACGGCGAGAAUUGUACCGAUCUUCCAAAAACCAAUAAAUACGGAACGAGGAUGCCU